This is a messenger RNA of Rhizophagus irregularis DAOM 181602=DAOM 197198, 732 nucleotides long. NCBI's taxonomy places the organism in Eukaryota, Fungi, Glomeromycota, Glomeromycetes, Glomerales, Glomeraceae. The record is from RefSeq and is a predicted model, not a curated record.
GAAAAAAAAGAUACCUUCUUGAUUAAUUCUUCUAAUUCCAAUUCCAUGGCUUCGCUCGAAUUUCCCGUCGCACCUUCACCUUCUUUACUAUAUCCCACACUUCUUCCAACUUGUGCUGCUAUUUUAGAAUAACUAAAUUUUUAUUUUAAACACCAAUACAUGUGAGAAAAUGGCCGAUAUUAACUUCACAAAAAAGAGCCUUUUGCGACCACAUACUUCUACAUUACCAGGAAGUGUAAAACCGGUUGAAACGAAAACUGGUGCUACAAAAUUGGUAAUUGGAGCAACAUACUCUUAUGGACAAACCGUAUCGAUAAAUAAUUCUGAUGGUUUAAGAUACUUACAAUCUCAGUCACCACAAUCGCCUCGUCGUGAACCAUCUCCAAAUCCAUCCGGAAGUGCAUUUUCUUCUGAUGCAAAUGAUGAUAUAUCAGAAAUAGAUUCAUCCAUAGAUAAAUUAAGAGAUCACAAUCGUAUUAAAGAAUCUCAAACAAAGGAAGUUGAUGAUGAGAAAGUGUCAGUAGUAAUAAGUUCUGAUCAAUCAACACUCGUUGAAAAAAGCUCUAUUGGGCUUAAACCUAAUAUCGAUUUACUAAUUAAAGGCAAUAGAUUCGAUGAAACUCUCAGACUCAACUGUCAGUCGACUAGAUGAAACACAAAGGUUGAGAUUCGAAAGGUGUCUUAACAAAUUCAAAGAUGUAUUGCAAAGUGCAAAUAUCGAUUUGGGAAUAU